UCUUCCAAUAACAUAUAUAUCAAAUACAAAACCCCAAAAGCAUGAAUCCUCGGUUUUACUUCCUUCUUGCCUUUGCCGCAGUUUUGGCCGCCACGACCGCAAACGCACAACCUGUUCUCGAUAUCGAUGGAGACAUCAUAUUCGGCGGCAGCUACUACGUUCUUCCCGUCAUCCGUGGCCAGGGAGGCGGCGUGACUCUCUCCGGCCGCGGUGAUCAGCCAUGUCCUCUCGACAUCGUUCAGGAAUCAUCCGAGGUCGACGAGGGUAUCCCCGUAAAAUUCUCAAACUGGAGGUCUAGAGUUGGGUUUGUUCCCGAAUCAGAGAGCCUCAACAUCGAGACGGACAUCGCAGCCACUGUCUGCGUCCAGUCAACCUACUGGUGGAUUGAUGCGACGUGGCGUGUGACAGCUGGUCCGAAGCCAGAAGGGUUCGGAGAAGAUUCCUCGCGUAGUUUCUUCCAGAUCCAGAAAGCUGACGAGCAUUUCUACAAGUUUGCGUUUUGUCCUAACGUUCGUGCAGGUAGCAGCAAAGUUUCAGCGUCCGAGUGGGGAUGCGUCGAUGUUGGGAUACUUGUGGAUGAAAACGGCGUUCGUCGUUUGGCUUUAGCCAAUAGGCCAUUCUUGGUUAUGUUCAAGAAAGCUAAUGUGCCAGAGGUCUCCGCCAAGACUAUGUCUACCUAAGAGAGAAAGUUACUAAAUGAAGAGGAUAAUAAUAAUCAUAAAUUAAGACUGCUAAAAUAAAAACUCGCACUGUGUUUCUCUGUUUCCUUUUUUCAUCACAUCUGGAAUAAAACAUAUUUCCUCUU
Molecule: messenger RNA, 805 nt
Organism: Arabidopsis arenosa
Lineage: Eukaryota; Viridiplantae; Streptophyta; Magnoliopsida; Brassicales; Brassicaceae
Source: the annotation of a GenBank genome assembly